AAGGAUGCAACGACUUGGUGCUGCGGCGUGGCUGGUGGCCUUGGCGCUGGUGGCGGGAGCGGGGGCGGCACCACGGGCCGACGAGGAGCCGGUAGCCUUCGGUCUGAAGGAGGUGCUGGAUGGGACCUACAGUGCCAGAGGCAUGGGCGGCGUGUGGGUGUCGGGGAAGGAGAUCGCGCGACGCACCUCGGCCGGCGCCAUCGAGGUUUACAACGUCGACACCAAGGCCACCACCACACUUCUCCAAAGCUCUGCUCUGGGGAAUCGCAACACGAACUUAGGAACUUGGACCCUGUCCGCAGACAAGAAUAAGCUGUUGUGGAGCUACGAUGUGAAAGCAGGUUUUCGACACUCAACUGAAGCGAAGUACGCAGUAUACAAUUUUAAAACCAAGGCGUGGAAGAAUCUUCAUAAGGAGGAACACCUGCAAAUAGCGUUGCUGCCUCCUGAAGGCGACGGUGUGGCUUACGUGUACGAUAACAACGUGUACUACGUUGAAAACAUCACUGAAUCAGACACUGCGAAAGGCGUCACGAGGGAUGGUUCAGCAUUUAUCUACAAUGGGGUACCAGACUGGGUUUACGAAGAGGAAGUGCUGAGUUCCGGUUCUGCCAUGUGGUUCUCUCCCAAUGGUUCAUUUUUGGUAUAUGCAAGAUUCGAUGAUAGUAACGUGAAACCGUAUACUUAUAUUACUUAUGGCACCGAACAAUAUACAAAGGGCGAAGUGCUGUUAUAUCCAAAGCCCGGAACAGACAAUCCAACUGUUACUUUACACGUAGCAAACCUUACAAGUAAAGAAAUCGACUCAAAAUCCUUGAUUGCUCCUAACACUGGGGUGGAGAUUUUGCAAAAUGUGGCGUGGGCCGGCAAUGAAACAGUGCUCGUUACUUGGUUAAAUCGCAUUCAAAGUAAUGUUACCGUCGCUUCUUACAAUCCCCCCUCUGUUGGAACUGCAGCGUCCUGGGCACAAAAAACUGAACUCACUGAUUCCGAGGCGAAAGGUUGGUUGGACGUUGGCACUCCUCGAGCCAGUAGUCCAACUGCCUGGGUGGCGCUGUGGCCACGCUCCUUAAACGGGGAGCGAUUUACGCGUCCCACAGUCUUCAGAAGUUCAGCUGGCGGCCAGGCUCAGCCCAGCGACGUCGUACACGUCAACCUAACCGCCACCGCCCUGUACGGAUGGGACGUUAAAAACCAACGCAUCUACUUCCAGGCAGCACCCCCACGUUAUCCGGCGCAGCGCCACGUGUACUCCAUAAACGACCAAGGAGCGGCGAAUCUGCAGUGCUUGUCGUGCAGCCUGGUGCAGCCGUACGAGGGCGGCACGGCCUGCCUCUACGCGUCGGCCUCCUUCAGCACGGACUUCUCGCGCGCCGCCUUCACGUGCUCGGGCCCGGGCCCCGCCGCCGUGCGCCUGGCCACGAUAACGACAGACGGCGGUGCCACCUGGGGAGAUUACUUGGAAGAAAAUAAAGAGCUUAUCGAGAAGCUGAGCAAGCGAAAACUGCCGUCCGUGGAGGGCAACUUUACGCUUGAAGUCGCACCCGGGAUCGUCGCGCAAGCUCGCUUGUGGCUGCCGCCGAACUUGGAUAAAUCGAAGAAAUACCCAAUGAUCGUCUACGUGUACGGUGGUCCUGGAUCGCAGCAAGUGUCUGAAUCCUUCUCCGUGAACUGGGGCAGCUACCUCACAACCAACAAGAGCUACAUCUACGCGUCCAUCGACGGCCGCGGCUCGGGCUUCCAAGGCUCCAACACGCUGUACGCGCUCUACAAGCAGCUGGGCACCGUGGAAGUGCAAGACCAGAUCGGCGUGACGCAGGCGCUGGUGAAGGCGUUCCCGUACAUCGACGCGACGCGCGUGGGCAUAUGGGGGUGGAGCUACGGGGGCUACGCCACCGCCAUGGCCAUGGCGAGGGACACCGACGGCACGUUCCGCUGCGGGGCGUCCGUCGCGCCCGUCACGUCCUGGGACCUCUACGAUACUAUUUAUACAGAGCGGUACAUGGACUUGCCAAGUAGAAAUGACGCCGGUUAUAAAGCCGCCAACAUUUCGAACAAGAUUGCCAACUUCGAGAAGCACGAGUUUUACUUGCUGCACGGGAACGCGGACGACAACGUCCAUUACCAGCAAGCCAUGCGCCUGGCGCGCGCUCUGGAAGAGAACAACAUUUUCUUUCUGACGCAGAGUUACCCUGACGAGAACCACAGUAUCCGAUCGGUGGUGCAGCACGUGUACAUGUCAAUGACUGUCUUCUUCGACGAGUGCUUGGCCCCGUUAAACUCCGCCCCUACGAAGGUUCUGCUGCCUGCUCUCCUGCUCUUUCCCCUUCUAGCUCGUUUGCUGGCGUAGUUCCCCGUCACUCUCGUGAUAUCUGUUAAUGCCAUCCUAUCAUAAAAUAUCAACACAGAGCUAGUCCCCCUCCCAUUCUUCUAAAAAAUCGUAUGACAAAGCAAUAUACAAUUGUAACAUCGAACUCAUAGGAUAUUUAACUUGAUAGAACGCCAAAAAUAAUGAAUGCUUGGAUUACUAAAAAUAUGUAUUCUUUCAAUAAUUGUAUAAUGCCAUUACAGUAUUUAUAUGUAAUUCAAUACGUAUUGUAUUUAUUAUACACGUGGUAUUUUUGAAGUUCUCUAAUGUGAACCACAACAUCUAUUCAGGUGCAACAUGUAUUGAUAUCAAAGACUGCAUUCAUUUGUUGUAAUUCGCAUUUGCAUUCCACCUAAUAUUUCAGAAACCCCACAUUUACUAUAUCUGUGUUGAUAGCUCUCUUAGUGAUUGUUCUCUUUCCCUUCUCUAUCUUUUCAUGUAUUUUAUUCCUUUCUUCUUUUUUCUUAGUCCUAUUUCUUUAUUUCUCAACUCCACUUUGAUUCCUGUGACACUUUUGUAAUUUCUAUAAUUGGUACAUGUAAUUAAACGUUUUUAUUUAAUGUAUUAAUACUAAUUUUGU
Messenger RNA from Gryllus bimaculatus (two-spotted cricket), 2948 nucleotides. The record is from the annotation of a GenBank genome assembly. Lineage: Eukaryota; Metazoa; Arthropoda; Insecta; Orthoptera; Gryllidae.